AUGGGCGAACUGCAGCCAAUAUACGGCCUGUCCUUCCCUGUCCCUGACUGCGCCUGGAUACAAUAUCGAAAGGACAAAACUAUGAAUAUCCCAACAGAGAAAACAUCCUUUUACCUUGGAGCGCCUGUUCCAGGGCUCUGCGGCGGACUCAAGAGACGUGUGACCGUCAUUAUCAGGGACAGAGAUGACGCCCCAGAUCACUUCAUGGGCCCUUGCUCCACCACAAGCACUGAAAACAACCAUUUCAACUUCAAACCAGACUCACAGAAUCAGUCUGAACACGAACUCGGGAUCUCCCUCAAGAUGCGCGAAUGGGGAGGGACACAAAUUACCAGCCUACGCAGUCACAUUCGCAAGCCCUCUUCGCCAAACAAGAGCAAUGUGUCGGAGAGGAGAACUUCCUUCGCUUUGUCCGACUACGGGUCGAUGACCCUCGAGCCGAAUGUCGAAGAGGUACUCAUGGACGAUGAAGCUAGAACAGUUUAG
Messenger RNA from Cladophialophora bantiana CBS 173.52, 486 nucleotides. RefSeq lists its product as uncharacterized. Bases 1 to 486 code for a protein of 161 amino acids. Lineage: Eukaryota; Fungi; Ascomycota; Eurotiomycetes; Chaetothyriales; Herpotrichiellaceae. The transcript has a single exon. The record is from RefSeq and is a predicted model, not a curated record.